GAGAGAGGGAGAGUCGUAAGUCAUAAACUCGCGGAACCAACCGCUUCGCAUUUUAAACUGCCUCCCGUGUAUUAUAAAUACAUGAAUAAAUAUAAUACUUUGUUCUGGUUUUUCAAUUUCAAUUAUCAAAAACAAAGGAAUUCAAUUGAAUUCAAUUCGUUUCCGCGUUGGGAUUUGGAGAUAUUUGGAUUUGGAUUCCUUCUCUCUCUGCUUAAUCCUUCCCUCUCUUUCUUUUCCUUUUUCCCCCACCGAACUCAUCGCUAUUAAAUUCACUCUGUUUCUCUCCAGCUAGAAAUCUUUUUAACGGAAUCAAUCAACCGUUCCUUCUAUUUCACGCCAUUUCUCUGUAACCGUUUUCUCUCUCUAAAAAUGAAAGUUCUCGCUAUGCUCCGUUCCGGUGCAUUUCCCUGUUCAUUCUGAUUCUCUCUGUCCUAUGCAUCACCUUUGUUGUGUUUCCACCGUCUCCGACCAUUCAUCGACCAAGUCCUUAACCAUGGCAAUCACAUCUAGAUCCGACCCGAUUACCCGAUCCAUCUUUGCCGUCCAUAAUCACCACUCUCAUUUCCUGAACCAUCUCAGCCACGACCACAACGUAAGUGAUUGUAAUGACAGCAAUCUCAUCAGCAAUAGUAAUCGGCCCAGCCAGCGAAGCUUGGCGGCUGCUUUGGCGGUUAAGACGGUGUCGUUGCCGCGAGAGCAGCAGGUUGAUGUGAGGAUAAAUGAUAUAGUUGGGAAUGGAAUAUCGGGCAUUCUGCAUAAGUGGGUGAAUUACGGGAAAGGGUGGAGGCCUAGAUGGUUUGUUUUGCAGGAUGGUGUGUUAUCGUAUUAUAAGAUUCAUGGACCUGAUAAGAUCGUCGUCAAUCGAGAGACGGAGAAAGGAUCCAAAGUCAUCGGGGAAGAAUCUAUGAGAAGGAUUUCGAGGCCUAACAACGGAAACAGUCAGUUCAGACGCAUUCCAGUCGGCGAAAUCCAUCUCAAGGUGUCAUCGAUCCGCGAGAGCAGAUCAGAUGAUAAGAGAUUCUCGAUAUUCACUGGCACGAAGAGGCUCCAUUUGAGAGCGGAGACGCGGGAGGAUCGUUUGGCGUGGAUGGAGGCAUUGCAGGCGGUGAAGGACAUGUUCCCUCGCAUGUCCAAUAGCGAACUAAUGGCUCCGAUAGAUAACGUGGCCGUCUCAACGGAGAAGCUGAGGCAGCGGCUUCAGGAGGAGAGCGUAAGGGAGGAGGCAAUCCAGGAAAGCGAGCAGAUUAUGAGGAGUGAAUUUGCAUCGCUGCAGAACCAGAUUGUGCUGCUCAAGCAGAAGCAAUUGCUCCUUAUCGACACCCUCCGCCAGUUAGAGGUACAUGUAAUGAAAAAUAGGAAAGAACAUGGCAUUCGAAUUCGGAGUUUUUGUACUGCUACUACUACUUCUACUUCCCCUUCUUCCUCUGCUUCUGCAGUUUCUCCUACUUUGCAGAAUUUGUUAUUGAGAUACAAGAAUGAUAUAGAAGGGAUGCCCAGUUUGCAUGCAUACACAGAAAAGGUUGACCUGGAAAAUACAGUAGUUGAUGAGAGUCAAAGACAGUUCAAUGAUCAAGUGGCUUCUUCUAUCUUAAGACGUGACAAGUCCAGUGAAGCAAGUGCAACUGAAUCUGAUUAUGAGAAUGAAAGAGUUGAUGCUGCAGAGGAAGAAACCGAUGAUGAUGAGAAUACCUUCUUUGAUACUCGUGACUUUCUGUCAUCAGGUUCCUUCAAAAGUAGUGGAUCUGAUUUUAGGACAUCAUCUUUCUCUUCUGAUGACGGAGGGCUUUAUGCACUUGAAUCAGAAGAUGAUACCGAUCCUUCCAUUAGAUCUGUUGGGAAAGAUUAUCCUUAUGUUAAGCGGCGUAAGAAGUUACCUGACCCAGUUGAGAAAGAAAAAGGUGUUAGCCUUUGGUCCAUGAUCAAGGAUAAUAUUGGGAAGGACCUCACCAAAGUUUGUCUUCCGGUUUACUUUAAUGAACCUCUCUCUUCUCUGCAAAAAUGUUUUGAAGAUUUGGAAUACUCUUACCUCCUUGAUCGGGCAUAUGAAUGGGGAAGAAGGGGUAAUAGCCUUAUGAGGAUUCUUAAUGUUGCUGCUUUUGCUGUAUCUGGAUAUGCUUCAACUGAGGGAAGAAUUUGCAAACCAUUUAAUCCAUUAUUAGGGGAAACAUAUGAGGCUGACUAUCCAGACAAAGGCCUCCGAUUUUUCUCUGAGAAGGUCAGUCAUCACCCCAUGAUUGUUGCAUGUCAUUGUGAGGGUAAAGGAUGGAAAUUUUGUGGAGAUAGUAAUCUAAAGAGCAAAUUUUGGGGUCGUUCAAUUCAGCUUGAUCCUGUUGGUGUUUUGACAUUGGAAUUUGAUGAUGGAGAAGUUUUUCAAUGGAGCAAGGUUACGACAUCAAUAUACAAUCUUAUAUUGGGAAAAUUGUACUGUGAUCACUAUGGCACAAUGCGAAUAGAGGGAAAUCGUGAAUAUUCAUGCAAACUGAAAUUUAAGGAACAGUCCAUCAUAGACCGAAAUCCUCACCAGGUACAUGGGGCAGUUCAAGGCAGGAAUGGUAAAAGAGUGGCAACUCUUUUUGGAAAGUGGGAUGAGAGCAUGCAUUACGUGAAUGAUGACUGCCCUGUUAAGGGAAAAGGAUUUGAAUCUCUAAAAGAUGCCCAUCUACUAUGGAAGCGAAGCAGGCCUCCCAAAUUUCCCACCAGAUAUAACUUGACACGCUUUGCCAUAACAUUGAAUGAACUUACUCCAGGACUUAAGGAAAAGUUGCCACCUACAGAUUCAAGGCUUAGGCCAGAUCAAAGGCACUUGGAAAAUGGUGAAUUUGAGAUGGCAAAUUUAGAGAAAUUGCGACUCGAGCAGCGCCAACGCCAGGCCCGGAAAAUGCAAGAGAGUGGAUGGAAGCCGCGGUGGUUUGUAAAGGAUAAAGGAAGUGAUUCAUAUCGUUAUGUUGGCGGAUAUUGGGAAGCCAGGCAACAAGGAAAUUGGGAGUCAUGUCCUGAUAUAUUUGGCCAAGUCCCUCCUGAUCAGCUGCUUGAUUAAAGUUCAACCGCCAUCAAUUCUUUUCCAAUUUUUUUGGGGGCAUAUAGCGGAUAAGUGCUGGUGUGUGCAGUUAAGGUGCCCCAUGAAAUCCCCGCAAGUAAAUUAAGAUCCGAUAAUAAAAGAUAUAUUCUUUUCUUUUGUUUUUAAUCACCCUCUGCCGGGCCAUAUUCAUUUGGUGAUACUGGGCAUGCUUUUCAAUUAUCUUGAAUUGCAAGUCAAGCCGCAACUUCCUGAAAUCAUUUGGCGCAAUAUCAUGGGCAAUUUAAGAGACAAUAUGAAGUGGUAUAGCACCUAUUUCCUGUUAUUGUACAUGGUGGGGCAUUACAAAUGGUUGUUGCUUGCUCCAUGUUGGUCUGUUUCCCAAUUUUUGAAGGCUUAUGUAGUUUAAUGUACUCGUUUUAAUGGUAAGCAAAAUAGCUUCUUUUUUUUU
Messenger RNA from Hevea brasiliensis (rubber tree), 3467 nucleotides. Its product is annotated as oxysterol-binding protein-related protein 1C. Bases 434 to 3037 code for a protein of 867 amino acids. The transcript has 11 exons. The record is from RefSeq and is a predicted model, not a curated record. Lineage: Eukaryota; Viridiplantae; Streptophyta; Magnoliopsida; Malpighiales; Euphorbiaceae. Gene Ontology annotation, cellular component: cytosol; intracellular membrane-bounded organelle; membrane. Gene Ontology annotation, molecular function: sterol binding.